This is a messenger RNA of Adineta ricciae, 453 nucleotides long. The record is from the annotation of a GenBank genome assembly. Lineage: Eukaryota; Metazoa; Rotifera; Eurotatoria; Adinetida; Adinetidae.
AUGACCGAAGAAGAAGUACUCGAACCAAAAGUAUUUCAAUGUUCGCUUUGUCCAUUCUAUGCUGCUUAUGAUCGAUACGAUUCGCAAUAUAUUGAUGAUUCCAAUCUUCCGACGACACAAUCAUCCCGGAACAAAAAAGAUCCUUCGUUGACAAUAAAUCUUCUCGAAAAAGUCUAUCUACUUCGCGAUCCAUUUGUUGCCAUCAAAGAAAAGGACAAAGAAGAUCAAUCGAAAUUAUCUUCGGUGAUUCUCGGUGGCUUGUGCUCUGUUUGUUCGUGUCCAGUUUGUGUGCAUUCCGACUGUAGUGUAUUCUAUACACGAAGAUUUUGUUUGAGAUGCGUAGCAAAGUAUCAAGCAGAAUUUCCCAGAGAAAUUCUCGACGAAAUCGGCGGAAAACGGCUAGAAAAAUUCACACAUGAAGCAGAAUGUGAACAAUACGACGAUGACGUAUGA